UUCUCUUGCCAACUGAGAAGACUCGUUUAAGGUUCCGUUUCGGUCGAAUCAGUCUCUUUCUGAGCGUUGGUUUUACAAGAUUACCACAUGCGAUCGCGAGGUUGUGACUAAAGCCUUCUCUUGUAUACAUAUAUUGUGUGUGUAUGUUUGCAUCAAACAAUGUCUGCCUCUCAAGCCCAAUAUGGCCUUUCGUUUUGAGAUUUGGUCAUAAAUUAAAAAUAAAAACAAUUACUAUGAAAAUAUAAUAAACAAAAAUGGUGCAACAAAUCAAUGAAAAGUUUGCCAAAUGUAUACGCAGAAAAGUACGAAUAUAAAAUAAAUCAAAAAUAGAGAGCUUAAAUUUUUAAAGAAGCAAGAAGUUUGGUCGCUUCAAACAACUAAAUCUACACGUAUUUACUCACUUUUCACCUAUAUAUUUUAUAUGUGUUAUAUUAAAAUUUACAAAUAAAGCAUUUACUCUCCCUGUUUCAUAAUCUAAAAAACAUAAAUUUUUUUUGUAAACAACAAUCUUUUGACAAAACUGAGACGUCUAUUGGGCAAAGAAAAACUAAGAAGCUUAUUUAAAUGUGGAAGCAGAGACAACUUAAAAGAUGUUUAAACCUUAAAAACAAGAAAACUGAAAGAGCUUGCUAUCGAGAAAAAUAAAAAUCGAAGGUUUGAAAUGGAGCAUGUAGAUAUUGCUGGAUAUACCCAUAACACAGCCCCAAAUUGGAAGAGUAUAAGCAAGUUGGAACAGCAAGAUGCUGUAUUCUUGUCUAUCUCGCGGCAUAUAUUAGAUCCCAUCAUAGAGGAGACCAGCGAGGACGAAAAACACAGCCCUGUUUGCUGGAGGGACUGUCAAAUGCAUCGAUCUCCCAUCUGGAGCUCCACGGAGCUCGAAACAGGCUCAAUGAUACGCAUUGAUGUUAUGGAUGGCGAUGUAGUAUCUGAACGCGACUUCGUUUGCCCUCCUAAGCGACCAAAACGCGGCCAAGAUUUGGAUUCCGGUCAGAGUUUUGAGGAUAGCAUUCAGUUGCGCCGUUCUCUAAUCCCCGACCCCGAGAUUGACAAUAGCUCGGAGCAUUUCCUGACCCUAGACGCCUGUGUUCGGGAGAGUUAUGAAAGUCAAGGGCAAUGGAGCAGCAUUAGCUGUCGGCGAGGCGGCACAUUCGACGACUUUUAUUCGGAAAACGACUCCCACCAUUCGCUAUCACGCAGCUCUUCCCUGGUGCAAUUUGAGUCUCUGGAACGCCAAUUCACGCUUCAGGAGCAGCACCAUAGUAUGGGCAUUCUCUCCAACAGUUCGCCCUUGCUCAUUUGCGAACUAAAUCCCGGAACUGGGAUAAAUGACACCACUACGGAGAGCAGGAAGGGGUCGUCUUCUUCGCUAUCCAUUAUGAAGCGGUACGAGUCAAGUGACUGUAGUCGCCUGCAUCAGACAUACCAUGAAUUGAAGAAAAUCAACUUUGAGAAGCAACAGCAGCCGCGAGAACUCUCCUCCAAGAUCUUGUACCAGGUUGAGCUAAAUUCAGAUUUAGAGACCAGCUCCAGUUCCAGCUCAUCCAGCAAUAGCAGCGUCCACAGCUUUAUCAGCUCGUGCCUCAUCAGCAAAGACUCGUAUGAACGUAGAACCAUUAAGCCGGACUCCACUCGACGACUGCCGCCCAAUUCGGCAGAAAAUCUAUCCGUGGACUCCGGCUACUGUGAGGUAAAGACGCAGCAGCAUGAAAAGUCUAAGUCUCUACCGGAUAAUUUCGACAAGCUCUUCGAAGAAGAAGAGGAGUUGCUGCUAAUGGAAGACGGCGCGGAACAUUCCCGCUACUUCAAUGGCGGACAUGAUUUGUGUCAGCCAAAAAUAGACAAAACGGUGGACACACCCGUAGCGCCCAGCUCUCAUUCUCCGUCGUCUAUUAAUAGUUACCAGGAGAGGGCAAGCUCUCAGUCGCUGCCAUCGCCUACUGAAUCGGCAUCGACGUCGUUCACAGUCUCUUUAAUUGAACUGCUCAACAGUUUGCCGGGUACCGGCGAGACGUAUGGUCCAGCACCCGAAGCACUCAGCUGCGCUCUGGCCAGCAAAAAAAAAAAAAUCAGCCAUUACUCCCGCCGCAGCCAUAGCGCCAGUUCUAUCGAUAGCUGCAACGGCAUUCACGCCACACAAUCACUUAACAAGCUGCAGUAUAUUGGGCGGUGCCGAUGCUACCAUUACAAUCAUUCUAGCCAGUGGAACUGCGACAGCAACAAAGCAAGAAGCUUCGCCGAGGGGCUAAACUUGAAACAGGUAGAUAUCCAAGACAGCCUUUCUCAAGACUGCCGAAGCCUUACGAGGAUUCAGGGAAGCUGCAUCUGGAACGAAUGCGCUCGAAAAGAUUUAGGCGUCGCCAGUUCGGCAUAUUUAAAUGUCAGCUACCAAGACCUUACGCUUCUGGACUAUACGGAUAAUUUACUAACGGCAAAGCAACUUCGGAAAAACGACAAGAGGAGUGAGGUAGAUGAAAUGGCAGACCGGAGAAGCGUUGUCGGCGGUGACUACAAGUCAGUCAUCUGCACGGGAAACUUUUUGCUGGAUGAAAUCAGCAAGAUAUACGACAAAAAUGUAUCAAUACUAACAGAUAAACCAAUUAUGGGGGAUCAACUUCUACAAGAGGACUGCAUUUCAAAUGCAGCCGAAAAGCUUGAACAAGUGCAUCAUGUGCAACUAAACAUAAAACCAGCACCGCCACAGAAGAAAAAUCAGCAACAGCCGUUGUCUAUUAAAAACUGCGUAAAAUCAUUUGACCAGGACCCCACAUUUUUGCGCACAUCAUACUCUUAUUUCCUGAAGCAGUGCCAUUUUGGUGCUACAAGCCAGACCAAGGGGAUUCCAUGCCCGGAAGUCUCGCAAAGAUCUCUGUACAAGCGCCGCCUUCAGUCUCAGGCAUUAACAGCCAAGCAGCGUAGUCUGGUCAGAAGCACGCCCAAUCUAUCGGACAGCCUUGAUGGACGAAAGGAGCCUGAGGAAGAUAUCUACGUGAGCAGUGCUUACACUUCAAUGCAAAACCUUCCGCAGGAGUCAAUGCAGACAAAACCAUUAGGAAUCCUGCUAACAUCUGGAUCGAGACACUCCUUUGGCAAGGAGGUAAGUUUUUGCCCAGUGGUAAGCAAGUACUGCUGGCAGGAGCAAUCUUCCGAGGACCCGCCAGAAGAUCAGGGCAAUUCGGACGAAUACCAGCAGGGCUCCUCGAGCGACGGUCUGAUCGAUAAUGCAGACGUCAAAUUAAAGUACAACACCAAAAAGAAUGAGAACAUAGCGGAGAUUUUCAAUCUAGAGGAGACACAUCGUUUAAGAAAUUCAUCAAGUUUACAUGAGUAUACCACUCCUUGUACCAAUCCCCUCUCAACGUACGAAAAUUGUGGACUCGACGAGAGCGGCAUCGAAAACAAUGCAAAAAUAGAUAGACAAAAUCAAAAAUCCGAUGCUAGGACCACUCUGGAACUCAAGACCGCAUUAAAGAUCACAGUCAAUCAUGAACCCACAGUCGUGAACUCGCCAUAUGAAGCAAAAUAUUUCAGCGUGGUGAAUGAUACACCUAUUGAAGCAAACCUACGACCUCUUAGCCUGCCUGUCCUUAGCGAGCCACCUACCAACCGCGCAUACCAUAUUCUUUUAUCUUCCCAGAACUUGCUGCAGCGCUAUGAGCCGGAAGUUCCGCAGACUCUCAAGAAACCAUUAGCCAGAAAACCCACGAUUUUUGUUCCUACUAUCUGCCCGAUCGACAAGAAGUCCGCCUCUAGAGGCUUUCUAUACAAGUUCGCCACCGGAUUGCGCUCCUCACUACAUCGCAAAAUGAAACAAAAGCAGGAUAAGCAUCUUAACCACUUGCCUGAUUCCAAACAGUCACAGAAGAAUAAAGCGUUGCCCUGGAUUGAAAAGGAGUCAGGGCAAAGCAUUGGAAACGGAAGGUCCAGCGAUGUUGCAAAACAGCAAACAGAACAGCUCUCUAAGACGUUAAUACUGCAUAAGGUGACUGGCAAGCCGCCACUACCAAACGUGACAUACCGAAGUGGCAUUCUGGCGCAUGCGUCUAAAGAAGCCGCUGUUGGGAUUGCUAAUGCCAAUAAUUGCCACCCCACAGAGGCUUCGUUAAGCACCGACCAGUUAACAGCGGACAUUCAUGCGACAACGAUGUGGAAUACCGAAUUAACUACACAAGAAAGUUCCGCGCAGAAGACACAAAUGAGUAAUCAACAUGAGAGGAACAGUCACUCGUCAAGACCCACAAUGGUAACCGCUUUUCCGGUAGAUGUUGCUCCAGAGGAAGAGGUAGGCAGGAUGGGUUUUAUUGAGACCAACCUGGACACUCAUGAAACGGUCAUCAGAGGAAAAACACGCUCUCUUAUGGACAUAACUUGCAACCCUCUUCGUAAACCGCCCAUGCGGUGCAUAGAAAAGCGGCAAAAUGUUAACAGUACUAUCUACGAUGUCAAUGAAAUGGGCGCAGUGAAUAUUAAUUCUUCGUCAGGAGGAUGUGACGUAAAAAUAUCUUCCAUUAGCAGGCCGCACAAGAGCAUGGAGUUUCUAUUGGACAAGGAAAAUCAAAAAAAUUUUUUGCCUCCUGAAAACGAGCUGCAGAAGUCGCAUGACAAUAAUCCGUCCGCCCUGAGCGAGUACCAACAGCGGGUUCAGGCAUCUCUUCAGCGUCUGAAUAUCCCCGACUGGUUUCGCCACUAUAAUAAAGAAACCGGACAUGAAUCAGAUGACCGAAAUGCCGUCACGGGUGCAUUCACCGGCUGUUACCGACCUAGCAGCCUUACGCGCGAGCGUACUCAGGAGUCUGGGCGUUGGCAGGCGCUUAAUUCAAAGACGACCUCCCUGAGCUCUCUGGGAUCUCAUCGCUCUAACCGAAGUCCCCUUCUGAUGAGUCCAUCCGCCCACAGCCAACACGGCGGCCAAAUCUUAAAUUCUAGACGGACUGUGGUCGGUGACACUCGCUGGUCUACUUCGCACCUUAACUCCACCCAGACGUCUCUCACUUUCCCGCAACGCGUUAGCUUUUCCCGUGGGGCAAUUAUCAAUAAUAGCUUUACGUCAGUGGCCAGCAGUAGUGGAGUGUUGCGCAAUUCUUACCGUCAGCCGUACCUAGGAUGGCGCAGCAUUGAGAAGCUGUCUCAGCGGACGCCCCAUGAACGUCUGGCAAAUUCGUUGCUGACCCAACGGACAACUUCGUCCUCUACAUUUCCAACCAAUGAAACAGGGCCCUUACAGUCUGUAACGCCAGAGGUUCAAAGCUCUAUUAAGGAAGUGUCAUCCGCCAUCGUUCACUACGUGAACGACCAGGAACAGACUCAAAACCGCAGUGGAUCGUCCAGUCCAAAUUCAAGGAAAUGCUGGGUGGAAAGCAGCUUUGUGGGGUCACGACCUCUGGACUCGCCGCAGACACCUGUGAUCGAUAAAAACUCUCCUGAAUUAUUACGUCAACAGGAUGAGCACCACCAGAAAAUCCAACCGUUACACCACAGCCAACUGCAGAAAGAUGCUAGUCUAUUGCCGGUAGUCGCCGCUGUACAACCGCCACUGAACGGAGUCGGCCGUGUCGGCGGAGGUGGCGAAUGGUCAUUGAGCAACGCCUCGCUAGAAGAUGUCCUAGAUUCAUUAUUAGGACUGCCAAAUUCCUCCUUAUCCAGCCAGAACAGCAAUUACAACCAAAAUAACAUACGCUAUGCCGCUUCAACUACAACAGAUGACUUCAUUCGAUACCAGAUGGAGAUUCAUUCAGCAGUUAAAAAGCAGCGUCUUCGGCGUCACAGUGAGGGUGAGGACCACCCAGAGCAAAAUCAACAUUCCAAGAUCCAGCAACAAUCUCAUACUUUCUUCAAUUCGCAGUCAGUUGGAGUUGGAGAAAUGAAUCAGCAAAAUGCCAUUAAGGGAUGUCGGCGGCUGUCGCUUGGCGAUAUCGCGUCCACAAUUACACAUUCAAAAAUACAAAGUGGUGGGAAAAUUAACGAAGAGCCGAGGGAAAGAGAAUCAGGAACGGAACAACAAAUUCGCUGCCGAAACCCGAAGUGCAAUCAGAGUGCAUUUCCAGGCGAUGCAAAAAAGGUCUUCAAGUCGUGCCAUAAUUGUUCUCAUUUAUACUGUUCGCGUGAGUGUCGUCGAGCUCACUGGGAAAAUCAUCGUAAAGCGUGCCUACACUCGCGCGCUUCCAACCUGUGUCGCCAGGUGCUAGCCACCUGCAAGGACGAUCUUGACACACAACGCCAUCUCAGCUUGUUGUCUUGCAAUGGCUGCUUCGCGCAGGGCAGAGGCGUCGUGCGGAUGCUAUUCCGCAGUCCUGAAGCAGCGGAGUGCUUCAUUAAAAACGGAUUUCAGUGCAUGGGUGAGGCUUCGUACGUGCGUUGGCCGGACCUUAUGCCCGCCGAGAUGGGCCUUGAGCUGUACUCUGAACUUCUCAAGCUCAGCACUGAGUACAGGCCGGAAUCCAAAAUGCUCAUUUAUGUGGCUAUUUGUGUUGUUUCAGAGUCGCCAGGCAUGGGCCAAGCGCCGGUGCGCUGGGAACGCCAAUUGGUUAGUCGUUGCGCCAAACUAAAACUCUGCAAAACGGUUUUAGCCGAAAUAAAGCAGCAGCAGGAGGUGGUGGCUAUGCCGGAGCGGACUGAAAUACUUAUUCUCACCUUCAACGCCAGGCAACAUCAUAUGCAUGGCACGCGAGAGCUGAUCUUUUCCAAUAUUUUGGACAUCUUAUCUAGACGCGGUGUCAAGCUUCGCAAGCACUAUCCUGAGAUAUUUCAGCGCCUGCAAACUUACUCCGAGGGUAAAAGCGACAAGUUCAAUCCGGUUACACUGCAUCCCCGAAACUCGCAAACAGGCCAAAGUUUUGUCUGCAUCAUCAUGCCUGUACAAACGGACAGUGGGUUUAAUAGGCUUCCAUCAGGGACGGACAGCUGCAAUCGUGUGACAACCAUUGAUGUGGCUUCUCUUGCAUCUCUUGCUCAACUAGACGAAGGAGUGCUAAAAGCAACAUGAUUAAAAAAUUGCAGCAAAGGACUUCAGCAUGAAAGGAGUGGCAAGAUUACGUCACCCAACUUAGAUCUUUAUUGCGAAGCUUGGGGAUAUGGCAUAAAGAGUACCCGUAUGUAAAGCAUUAUCUUCUUAAGUGAUUUUUUAUUUUGUUAUGGGAACUGAGGUAUAAGUAUAUACCCUUGAUUAAAAUCAACAUCCGAGGCUAUCUUGUAAUGUACGUCCACGCAUCACUAAGUUACUAUGCCAAAUGUCGGACAACUACAUAAGUACAUACCCUUUAUCAAAAUCAACAUACGAGGCUAUCUGGUAAUGUUCGUCCCCGCAUCAUUAAGUUUCUAUGCCAAAUAUCGGACAACUACAUUAUGAAGCUGCCUCAGAAAUUAAAUGAAAAUAUAAGGAAAGCUUUCCGAGCUCGAGUUAUAUAUUUUUUAAUUUUAAAAAUAUAUUUUUUUUUAAUCAAGCUGUUGACAUAAAAAUAGGCAGUACAAACAUCCAGUUUUUAGAAAUGGAUAACAGGCGGUAAAUAUAGGAUGGCCCACGAAAGACUUACGUUUUAAAAUCGAUCGAUUGUGACGUUUGCUGUGCGGCACGUAUUACCGUCCUGCUGGAACCAUAUUUCGUCUAUGUCUUCCUCUUCCAUUCGGGGAAAUAUCUGGCACAUUGACAUUCGAAAUGUCAAAGUCAAAAUUAUGGAUAGUUCAAAAAGCAAACGCUAUAUGGCCACCCUGUAUAAUGAAAUGAAGCCUAUUCUGCAUGGGUUCACUUCUAUCCACGUAUUCCUUUCAGAUCUCUUAAAGUUCAUAUAGAUCAUAAAUUUAUAAAGCCGUUUUCACCAGCCGUUAAAGUUUGAUUUAAAUAAAAAAUAAUAAACUGUUGUUUAAACAAAAAUAAUUGGUUGCUUAAAAUUUUCUUUAACUCAAACGAGGCAAUCAAAAACUGAAAAAUUAAAAGGUUUUUAUAUUUUGAGAACUUAAGUAUCAAGUCAGUCCUAAACAUAUAUUUUUAAGUAACUUCUACAAAUUUUAAAUUAAAAUAUUCAGUUAUAUGAAUAUCUUUAUAAACUCCUUCCGCAGCAUUUGAUUCGAAUCGCUUUGAAACAAAAAUUUGAAAAGUUUGCUAAAGAAAUAUAAAAGAAAAGCGCGGUAAAUGUAAUGUAGACAAAAAAUCUUUCUGAUCAUCCAAUACUUUUGUGUCUUGUCUCUUUAGCCAUGAAGAUACAAAAGCCAACUAACACACAUGCUCUUCUACUCAACAGUCUGUCCUUUUUGUAAAAAUAUUUAACUUGAAUCAUUAUUAUUUUUAAUGAACUUUUUAAUUUGAUUAAUUUAGUAAAUUAUUUGGGAUACUGUUAUUUAUGAAUUUCUUCUGCUGAUUAAAAUCAAUUACUGCAGUUUUUAAACACUACAUUUAACUAUUGUUGAAACUAAUUCUCCGAAUACCUUGUUUAAGAUUUGGUAAUGCAAACAGCAUAAAGACACCCUCACGAUCUGUUCUGUUACUCGUGGAGGGAGCCUAACGUGAUCAUCAAGCCAGGCAGUCACAACGAAAAGAACUGUACUAUGCAACCUACGAGCCAAGUGACUCCGCUUGUGAAAUAUCCUUUUAUUUUUACUUUAUACCUACUUUUGUUAACUUAGGCAUUUGGUACCUCUAGAUAUUGUUAAAUUUGUUCAAUAAAAUAUGUCUCAGUCUUAGAGAA
This is a messenger RNA of Drosophila eugracilis, 8675 nucleotides long. RefSeq lists its product as uncharacterized. The record is from RefSeq and is a predicted model, not a curated record. The transcript is spliced from 10 exons. Bases 662 to 6979 code for a protein of 2105 amino acids. Lineage: Eukaryota; Metazoa; Arthropoda; Insecta; Diptera; Drosophilidae. Gene Ontology annotation, cellular component: apical junction complex; plasma membrane. Gene Ontology annotation, biological process: cell-cell junction organization.